This is a messenger RNA of Porites evermanni, 7029 nucleotides long. The record is from the annotation of a GenBank genome assembly. Lineage: Eukaryota; Metazoa; Cnidaria; Anthozoa; Scleractinia; Poritidae.
AUGUUGGGUUCAUUUUCCCGUUCCGUUCCUCGUCUUUUUAGACAACCAGGGUCCGCGAUCUUACGGAGAUGUUUCGCUGCUGAAGCUGCUGUAGGGCGCUUUGGUAUGGCUCUAACGUUUGGUUCUCCUACAGAGGUAAGUAGUUAAAAAGUCAGAGUAGUCUUGUGGAAACGUGGUGAGCCAGACGUGUUAUAUAAUGCAGUUUUAAAAUAAGCUCGACUGUCUCUUGACAGGGAGAUAACUAUUUUAUAAUCUUUGGCUACUAGAAAAAUCUACCUGUAGGGUGCAUGUUGUCUUUGAACUGGAAAAACUUUAAUACAGAAAGUAUCUGUUGGGUUAUAUUAGGUCAAGAUGCCCAAUAUAUUUCUGCAGUAGCCUUUCUAGGUAUUGAAAUUAUUAUUUUGACGGCCUUGAAAUAGUAUGGCAGCUGUGAUGGAUGUGAGUAGAAGGAAAUGUGGUUACUGCUUAUUUUACAAAAACAUAUUAUUAUGUUUGCCACAACAUAACAUCUUUCAUUGCUAAUGCUCUGAGUCUCUAUUGCUGGUGGUGUUUUGCAAGAGUAAGCUCCCUGAAUCAAGAAUACAAUAAUAUUUCAUACUGUUGAUAGAAAUCUGUCCAGAAUCUUGUCAACUGCAAUUGCAGUUGAGAGACAAGAGGUCACAAACUCAGUGGAGAGCACAUAUUUUCUUUAUAAUUUUCCAUAUAUUUGCCUGACAAGAAAUAAGUUUUACUGUUGCUGGUGUCAAUUCAUAAUAGAACUCGACAUUGGUGGUAAUUGACCAGGAGAAAGAAAAUUUCAAACAAAUCUACAUAUGUUGUCAGCAUGGAAUUUUCAAGGCUAAAUCACAGAGAUCUGUCUUGCAAACAUGCCAGUGGCAAUGUGUGAUGAUAGUAAGCCAUAUUCACAUUCAUAUUUUGGAAAACUAUGCUCAACAGGCAGAGAAAAACAAAUGGUGCCAUUUCUACAGUCUAUACUCUCACUAGACCAUAGCUCUCGACCAAUCAGCACAUAGGAAAUCACAGUUAUUGUAAAUACAAAAUACAGUACCACUCACAAGUAAGUUGACAGUUGACUCAAGACUUGAUACUCACAUCUUGAAACUCACAGCGACAAUCGAGUCUUUAGUCGAGACUAUCAGCUUACUUUCGAGUGUUACUACUGUNUAAGUAGUUAAAAAGUCAGAGUAGUCUUGUGGAAACGUGGUGAGCCAGACGUGUUAUAUAAUGCAGUUUUAAAAUAAGCUCGACUGUCUCUUGACAGGGAGAUAACUAUUUUAUAACCUUUGGCUACUAGAAAAAUCUACCUGUAGGGUGCAUGUUGUCUUUGAACUGGAAAAACUUUAAUACAGAAAGUAUCUGUUGGGUUAUAUUAGGUCAAGAUGCCCAAUAUAUUUCUGCAGUAGCCUUUCUAGGUAUUGAAAUUAUUAUUUUGACGGCCUUGAAAUAGUAUGGCAGCUGUGAUGGAUGUGAGUAGAAGGAAAUGUGGUUACUGCUUAUUUUACAAAAACAUAUUAUUAUGUUUGCCACAACAUAACAUCUUUCAUUGCUAAUGCUCUGAGUCUCUAUUGCUGGUGGUGUUUUGCAAGAGUAAGCUCCCUGAAUCAAGAAUACAAUAAUAUUUCAUACUGUUGAUAGAAAUCUGUCCAGAAUCUUGUCAACUGCAAUUGCAGUUGAGAGACAAGAGGUCACAAACUCAGUGGAGAGCACAUAUUUUCUUUAUAAUUUUCCAUAUAUUUGCCUGACAAGAAAUAAGUUUUACUGUUGCUGGUGUCAAUUCAUAAUAGAACUCGACAUUGGUGGUAAUUGACCAGGAGAAAGAAAAUUUCAAACAAAUCUACAUAUGUUGUCAGCAUGGAAUUUUCAAGGCUAAAUCACAGAGAUCUGUCUUGCAAACAUGCCAGUGGCAAUGUGUGAUGAUAGUAAGCCAUAUUCACAUUCAUAUUUUGGAAAACUAUGCUCAACAGGCAGAGAAAAACAAAUGGUGCCAUUUCUACAGUCUAUACUCUCACUAGACCAUAGCUCUCGACCAAUCAGCACAUAGGAAAUCACAGUUAUUGUAAAUACAAAAUACAGUACCACUCACAAGUAAGUUGACAGUUGACUCAAGACUUGAUACUCACAUCUUGAAACUCACAGCGACAAUCGAGUCUUUAGUCGAGACUAUCAGCUUACUUUCGAGUGUUACUACUGUCCCUCCACAAGUUCUAGCCAGGCGUUACUGAAAGCGCUGCUUGCUAUAACUGUGCUUAAACCAGUCUCCCAAGAUGUCGAAAAGGAAAAUAAAAUAAGAAGUGUAUUCUAUGCUCUUAUUUGAGCUGUUUUUGAUUGGAAAACGUAAAACAGAGCAAUCAAAUUGAUAUUAUAUAUUUAACUAGUAUCGUAAUUGAUUAGAAAACGACCAUCAAAUUGCACAGUACAUGUAGAAAGUUGGCAUGGUUUUUGCAUGCUGUUAUCCCCAUCGAGAACAUUCAGAAGGCCUUCAGGUAAUUUUCAGAGAGUAUUUAGACACUGUCAAGAAUGACAUUCUUACAAUGGAGAGAUUAAUUUUCUAGAUCUCUCCAGAUAUUUGUACUCUGUGGGUUGGUAGGUAUGAUGUAUUCUCAGACCUGCCCUCAAGGGAAGGAAAGGGAAGGAGCAAACAGCUGCCUAAUAAUGGCUCCAAGCCAGAAGGUGGCCACUGAAUAGGAGACUUUAAAAAUACAGACUUCAAUGUAACAACAGUCCUGAUCAGAACUACACUCACGGGGGUGAUUGUAUUCCACCUACUUAAAUAUGAAAUGACUCCUACAUUCAAACGUUUACCAUUUUAGACCUUCUAUUCAGAAGUUGAUGUGAAGCAAGUUGAUGUAACUACUACUACUGGAAGCUUUGGCAUUCUACCAAGCCAUGUACCCACCCUAGCUACUCUAAAACCAGGGCUUCUCACAGUACAUGAUGAAGGAGGUGCUACUAAAUAUUUUGGUCAGUAUUACAGGCCACAGUUAGUUCUAUCAUAAUAAAUGAAAAUGAUUAUUAUUAAUUUUAUCCCUCAACCCUUCAAUAUCAGUGUGUUUGUAAUCAACCUUUGUCACCUACGAUCUUGGACAAAAGUCCGGGAAAGUCAUUCAAUAUUUUCCAUUACCAUUUAUUUUCAGGAUGCCUUCUGAACCUUUAAGCCCCAAUAUCCACAUACAAAUUCUUCAAACUGAUCUCCAUACAUUUCUACAAAGAAUAAGUUGCGAGAAUUUGUUUGAAGAUCAAAGCAUUUUCCCUUAGGUGAUCAUUGAUUGAUUGUCAUAAACUGUUCUUUCAAUUAGGGACGGACCAUUAGAAAAGUUAUGGGGGGUGGGGAAUUUUCAAGCCGCAGGAAUUUUUUGUCGUUAUCAAAUUCCUUGUAUGAUUUUUUUAAGGCCAGAGCAUGAAUAUUUUCUAGGGUUAAUUGGCGUGCAUGAAUUUUUUUCUCAUUUUAUUUUCCCUUGUGCGUAUAUUUUUUUGUACUUGUUAUUGUUAGGAGAAACUUGAUGUUGGUCACUCUUGGGACUUUAAAGGGAAAGGUUUACGGAUAAGCGCAUGCUCAUUAAUUAAAUUACUUUUUCCCAAUUCAUUAUUAAUUCUAUCGGUUAAUAAUCCCACUCACAUGUAUCUCAGCAAUCUAAGAGUGUAUUUCAAAGUAGAAGUGUAUUUUAGAGUAACCUGAAGUAGGAUGGAGGAGUAAUAAAAUUGUAGAAAACAUUAGUGGAUUAUGCCAACACUACCAACGUUGAAUUUAUUGUUGACCCGAAGGUUUUAUUCCAUGGCUGGUUAAUUUACAGCUAUUUGCACACAAGUUGAUCAAGUGACUGCCAGGGGAGUGUGCAGAUUGGUUCUUUGACAACAUUAUGACAUCAUAUUGCUUGCAUACAUGAUACAGCAUGUGCCUGCAGAAAAACAGCAUUUUGAUAAAUGAGCAUGCGCUGAACUGUGAACAUGUCCCUUUAAAGGGUAAAGAAUUGCUAUUUUUGUCACAAAUGCCUUGCUUUUACCCUUCCCUACCCGAUGCAAUUUUGAAAGUUUAGUAAAAUUGGGGAUAUAUACCAGUAACCCCUGAUUUGUGUUUAAAAUAUUUUGUGUCAAGUAUAUGACAUUUUGGACUAAGAAAUGAUGUUUGAGGAUGUUUUAGAAUCAUUGGAAUUGAUAGAAAUUACAAAUUUUUGUUUUUAUUACUGUCAAACAUCCACUAAUAGCCACCUCUCCACAACAGUCACUUUUAUGGCAGACAAUCCAGGCAUCGACUGUUGUUUAACUCUCUACAACGGCUACUUUUUUCUGCGCCAAAGGUGGCCAUUGUGAAGAGGUUCAACUGUAUUUCAGCCUCACAUUAUAGCUAAUUGACAAUUGUCUCCUUGUGAAAUAGGCUGGCCCUUACAAUGUAUAUAGAACCCUGAGAUCCCUGGCCACACUGAGUGAUCAAUGUUUGCUCUACUGUGCCUGUAAAUGGUGCACGAAUAGAAUGCAUUAAAUAAUGUUAUUAUUCAUUCAAAAUAUUUCCCCGAUUCUGAUUGGCUAAAAGCACACGUUUAAUUCACCAUAACCAGUUACUAAUGACCAAAUUUGGAAGAAUUUUGACUUUAACGAGGAAAUGACGUCAAAAAUGCAGCGUUUUCGCAGGUUAAGGCACCAUUAACCGAGAAGACCUGGGAUGAGGUUGAGUUGUUUUGGUUGUGAACUUGAAAAAAUGGCAGACAUUUCACUCGUUUCAAGAGUAAGAACUAGGCGAAAGAAUAGCUAAAAACAUGGCAAGAACAGCAAGAAGACAACUCGAAGGGCGACAUCUGCUAUUUGGAGAAUAUUUGUGGAGACGGACAAACCUAAACGUACACUAUCAAAGAUGAACUAAACAUCAAUGGAUCGAUGGAGGUAAGCAUGUUUUAGCUAUGUUUUUAAACUAGGAAUUAUUUUGAAUGAAUAAUAAAACAGUUAUUGAAUUCGGCUUUCGAAUCAUAUGAAGAAUUAUGGAGAUCGAGGAGGGUGUUAUCCGUUGAGGCCAUAGGCCUAGGCGGAUAACACCCUCCGAGAUCUCCAUAAUUCUUCAUUAGAUACUCAGCCUCAUUCAUUAACUGUUAAUUAAGAUGAUCUUUUCUUCUGUUAAUAGCGAGCAGUGGAACAGUGUCCAUUAAUGCUGACUCCACAGUUCAAAUCCUGGCUGAGGAAGCCCAUCCUUUAGAAAGAUUUGACCCACAGGUACAGUGUAUGGUAGUGUACCUUGUCAGCUUUGUUGUGCAUCACUAUUCAUUCUGUGUUUGGCCAGUGAUCCAACCACUGUACAGUUUUUGCAUGUGAUAGUGACUUGACAUUAUCACCAACCGGUAGCUGGGGCUAGUAUCAAAGAGUCACAGAAAUCUGAUAAGAUGUCUUUAUUUAGAGGCACAGAUAGAGAAGUUGAAGGGAAUAGGAAAGAGGGGAGGCCCAAAUUGCAUAUUAGGCAAAGCCAGCAUCUCUGCCCUUCCCACAUUCCUCAAUUUGUUUUGGUUUUCGUCAAAAAGGGAGGCAAUAAUAGGCCACUUGCCCUAAGAGGUCACGUGACCAAUGCUUCCUUUAAACAAUGAGUUGAAUUCUUACUGAUGCCAAAAUUGACAGAGCACAUAAAAAUUAUCUUACACCCAAAAUUUGAGGGGAAAUGCAUUAAAGGGAGACAUUUUAUGGCACUCUGUUUUUUCAACAAAGUAGUAUGAUUUGUAUUGGCUGCCAUGUUGGAGGGCAUACUCUUGCCCUCCAACAUGACGGCCAUAACUACUUUUUGCUUGUAUCUUGUUAAACGUUUGAUAGUUACACCCAGAGGUGCUGUAAAUGUUACCACAUCAUCUUUUCAACAUUUUCCUCGAAGUUUAAGUGCAAAAUUUGUGUUCAGAAAGAGGCAAUUCAUUAUUUUGAAAAUCACAAUUUGGUCACAUGACCAGCGUCGAACUUACUCAUUUUAAGAAAAUGGCGCGAGUUUGAAAAAAGAAAUCACUAUUUUUUUGUUUAAGAUAUGACCAACUAAUCAUUUUUCGAAGACAACAUCAUAACGUGUAUAACUUUCAUUUUCAUAAAAAUGAUGUCACAUGACCUGUUAGUGCAAAUGGCCUAUAAUUGAGGCUGUGCAUGUACAUACAUAAGACUCUGUCUAGGUGUUGUGUUGGAUUACUGGUACACUGCAAGACUUUUAUUGGCUGUACAUAUAAUUAUCAAAAUAAUAUAAUCAAGAGAAAAGGAGAUAUGAAUUAAUAAGUUAUGAUUACCAAUGCAAUAAUGCUUUGAUAUUUUUUCAAAUUGUAAUAUUCAGUAUCGAAAUGUGUGCAAAUCAGUCAGGAGAAUUUAUUCUGUCCAUAUUGGGACUUAAAGGGAUAACAGUUACAUGUACAUGUACCAUAUUUAUUUGAUUAAGCACCGUGGCAUUUAUUAAAUUUUUAGUGUUUCCAAUGGGGCAUUCAUUCAAGGGCUGCAUUUAUUUUUCAGUGACUUUUCUUGAAUCACUGGCAACAGUUAUUGUAAAUCAUUUGUAAAUAUUAUGUAAUUUAAAGGUCCCAAUGUCUGGUAUGUUGUUGCCAUAGAAUCGCAAUUAAAUGUCUGAAUGGGGUUAAUUACAAAGUUGUACCAAGGUUUUUCUUGUUAUCCUGGAGUAAAUGCAGCAUUCUUCUGAUUGGGUGCAGUGUUGAUUCAAGGGCUGCGUUUAUUAGGAAAUUUGUUUCCAUCUGUGGAGUUUGAUCAAGGGCGGCGUUUAAUCGAAUAAAUAUGGCAUGCAACUGUCCCAAGGGUGAUGGGCUGCUAAGAAAAUUACUGCUCUUUAUUUUGCAAAGUGAAAUUUGUGUACUUGUUUUAAAUUAAUUUUGACUUUGAUCUCUUGUGUAAUUAAGAAUUAACAACCGUGUGAAUAAUAAUAUUUUUAUCUGUUUUUUUUUUUUUCAGGCCGUCAGUCAGCAGCUAGAACAGGCCCAACAAAAUCUGUCCAGUGCAUCUGGAGAAGAAGAUAAGGCCAAGGCUCAAAUUGCUGUAGAGUGUUUAGAGGCCUUAAAUAAAGCUCUUGGACAAUAA